This is a messenger RNA of Psylliodes chrysocephalus, 3146 nucleotides long. The record is from the annotation of a GenBank genome assembly. Lineage: Eukaryota; Metazoa; Arthropoda; Insecta; Coleoptera; Chrysomelidae.
UAAUAGAACAUCUGUAGUAAAAAAUAUUGUAGCUGCAAAAAAUAUUGAUUUUAAAUUAAAACGGACAAAACACUACACAUGGCAUGCGUCACGUUUAAAAUUUCGUGGGAAAAUCAUGUUUGUGACGUCAUUAACUUGAUACUUCAAUUAUGUGACGUUAAAAAUGGCUAUAAGAGAAUUGAAAAUAUUCAUGGCCGACUCGAUUGGAUUGGACAGAAAAAGGAUCAAAAGUAAAAACUGAUUGGUUCUGUUUAAAGGCGCCUUAAUUUUCAAUUUUUAUUUGGAAGAUCUAAAAUAAUUGUUUAAAAAAAAUUAAAAUGUCCACUUCUCUGUUUUUCGUAAAUGCAGAUUCCAAUGAAGACAAAUCGGAUUGCCAAUGUGUGGACGAUCAGUCUCAAACUCAAAGCGAAGCCCAGCAAGCACUAAAUCAUUUUUGGCCUAAAGUUAUGGAAGAAAUAAAAGCCAUUAGAAAUAUGGAUCUGAAACAACAAGUACUGCCUUUAGCAAGAAUUAAGAAAAUAAUGAAAUUAGAUGAGGAUGUCAAAAUGAUAAGCGCUGAGGCUCCAUUGUUAUUCGCUAAAGCUGCAGAAAUUUUUAUUCAUGAAUUAACAUUGAGAGCUUGGAUACAUACAGAAGAUAAUAAACGAAGGACUCUCCAGAGGAAUGAUAUAGCAAUGGCCAUCACAAAGUACGAUCAAUUUGAUUUUUUAAUUGACAUUGUGCCUAGAGAUGACAUAAAACCCAAUAAAGUUAGAGAGGAGACCAGAGUUGGUACAAAUCCAGACCAGGUACAUUAUUAUUUCCAACUUGCACAACAACAUCAUGCCAAUUUACAACAAAAUAAUUCUUCACCUACUUCGAGUUCAACUGGAAACCAAAAUCAAGGGACGAUACAGAUAGUACAACCACAAGUUCAAACUGUCCAAGUUAACACUAUUGAACAGCCAACCCAAAAUUCAUCAUCCCCACCAAAUACAACUCAAACUCCUGUAAUUUUACAGCAAGGUCAAGCGAUACCUCAGAAUCAAGGAAAUGUGCAAAUAAUACAGCAAAUCGUUACACCCACAGGAGAAAUUCAACAGAUACCAAUACAAUUAACCCCUCAACAACUUCAGAUGAUAAAAAUGCAGUUGCAGGGCAAUUCAUCACAACCUGUCAUCAUUCAAACUGCUCCUAUUGCAGCUGGAAGUCAAUCUCAGUUAAUUCAGGUAGCUCAACAAAACGCUGGUGGUCAACAGGUGUUCUUAGCACAGGGUAGCAGCAGUUCAGAAAAUGAAUAAUAAAAUAUUUGUAGUUAGUUUUAAGGUAUUUUAUAAAAAAAGAACAUGUAUAUAUAAUCAAGACUUUUAUUAAGAAACUCAACACUUAAAAUUGGUAUAAUACAGUACAAUAUUUUUACAUUUUCAAAUAUAGUACAAAAUAUAAAUAGUUGUGGGCAUAUAUUUGAAUAUUGUUCCCUUUAUUUUUCAGCUCUCCUUUAGGCAAUUACAAAUUUAGGCUUAAGGUACUUAUUUUUUUAUCGCAGAACUCAUCACUUGAAGAAAAACAACAGGAACAUUUUUAUAAAAUUAUUUUGAUUUAUUACUUUAUUAAUACUGCGCAAAAAGAAACUUCUUAAAAAAGAGAGUAUGUACAAAAAUAAUACAUCAUUUAUAAAAAUUAUGCAUUAAUUUUUUUGUCAUCUAGAUAAUCACGAUAGUUUAAAGAAUUAAAAAAGUCAUGAAUUUUGUGCUUUUAUAUUAAUUUGGAGUUAAAGAAUUGAAAAUUGAUAGAUUUUUGUUACAUUAAAAUAAAAAUAUUAAAUUAAUUGGUAGUUAAAAGGACACUUUAGCGUGACUAACUUGAUAUAAAAAAAGAACGUCAAAGUUUCUACAAAAUAAAUUAAACAUAGAAACACCCGAGAACAUAUUGAAUUAAGUACAGAAGAAAGGUUUUCUAAAAUCUAAUUCUAUAAAGCCUCUGCUUAUGUAUAAAAACUAUUUUUUUUAUUUUAGUCUAUCAAUAUCAACUUUAUCAAAACAUUUAAAAUAUACUUAUAAGACCAUAUGAUAGAAGUUGUAAACGUCUUUUUUUAUAUUAGAAAUACUUACCGAUUAUUAGGAGAAUAUUGUACCAUAUGAAGAUAUAGGAUGCAUUAAAGAACUUUUUAAAUAUAACUUUUAAGUUUCCAAAAACAGAAAACGUUUGAUAUGAAACUUAAUUGGUUUAUUUCAUAUAGUACAAUUAAAUAUUGAACAAUCCAGUGAUUCGCUCCUCUGGAAAGAUGGUGAUGAAAAUAAGAUUUUUAUUUUGACUGGGAAGUUAUUAAUUUAAAAUCAAGUAUAUAAUUCUUAUAUAACCAACGUUAGUGACCAUUGUCUACAAAACAGGCAAAAUAAAACAUUCUACAAACCUAUAGAUAGACCUCUCUUAACAAUAAAAUUUUAAGCAUCAACAACAAACUAUUAUUUUCUUUUUAUACUUUUAUCUAUUAAGGCAAUUUUUUACACUGAGAGUGGAGUUGGCACUUGGCAGUCUUGAUUCAGCGUGCCAAUUUACUACUAAAUUAUCAAAUGAACUACUAUUUGACAUUAUUCCCUUUUCAGUAAGGUAUCCGACAUUCUUGGUGAAAAUAAAUAUAAAGACAAAACUUAUAUCAUAUAGAUACCAUAUACAUAGGUAGUGUCCGGAAAAUAAUGCAUAGAUUGAUUAUAACAAAAAAGUUUUUAGAGUUAUUUUUUUUUAAACGUGACAGUACAGCCCAGCAGAAACAAUAUUCUGUAAUUUUAGGGUUAACAUAUAAAUUAAUCCAGAACAUGAAACUGUAGGGCGUAAGCUUUUAUGUCGACCCCAGGAUAAGUGCUAUCUUAAGUCCAAUGUAUGAGAAUUUGAUUCAAAUUGAAACUGAAGAUACAUUAAUUGCGAUACCAAUUUUUGAAGAGAUUCCCGAAGUUGUGCAAUAAUUUAAUUGAACUUUUACAUUUUCAUUGUCUAUGUCACAGAGCAACUAUAAAUCAAGAGUUAAAUCUCCUAAUGGAGGGGGUAGACACACGAUAUACCCAUGUACAUUUUAUUUGCACACCCUUGGAUGUUAUGUUAAUUGCGAUUGAUUGUUACAGGUGUUUAAAUAUAAUAUUGCAGUGGUGGCGACUUUUUCCUUUUGUUUG